UGUCCUCCACCUCCUUUCCUAUAUAUCGUAGCCCCUCUUCCUACCGCCACCACUCGCCGCCUCUCUACUGCCUGCACCGCUGUGCUUUUCCACCUUCUCCGUCCACUUCGCGCGCCGCCGCGAUGGAUUCCGUCGCGUCGUGGGGGCUGACCUCGCUCGCCGACGCCGAUCCAGAUGUCUUCGACCUCAUCGAGAGGGAGAAGCGGCGGCAACGCAGCGGCAUCGAGCUGAUCGCCUCCGAGAACUUCACCUCCUUUGCCGUUAUCCAAGCUCUCGGCUCCGCUCUCACCAACAAGUACUCCGAAGGUAUGCCGGGCAACCGCUACUACGGCGGCAACGAUGUCAUUGACGAGAUCGAGAACCUCUGCCGCGAUCGCGCUCUCGCCGCCUUCCGCCUCGACAGUGCCGCCUGGGGCGUUAACGUGCAGCCCUACUCCGGCUCGCCCGCUAACUUCGCCGCCUACACCGCGCUCCUCAACCCGCACGACCGGAUCAUGGGUCUCGACCUCCCGUCCGGCGGACAUCUCACGCACGGCUACUACACCGCCGGCGGGAAAAAGAUCUCUGCUACGUCCAUUUACUUUGAGAGCUUGCCGUACAAGGUGAGCGCCGCCAACGGGUACAUCGAUUACGACAAGCUGGAGGAGAAAGCAAUGGACUUCCGCCCCAAGCUCAUCAUCUGCGGCGGCAGCGCAUACCCCAGGGAUUGGGACUACGCCAGGCUCAGGGCUGUCGCGGACAAGGUCGGGGCCAUGCUGCUCUGCGACAUGGCGCACAUCAGCGGCCUAGUCGCCGCGCAGGAAGCUGCAAAUCCUUUUGAGUUCUGUGAUGUGGUUACCACUACCACACACAAGUCUCUCCGAGGACCAAGGGCCGGCAUGAUCUUCUACCGGAAGGGCCCUAAGCCUCCAAAGAAGGGUCAGCCUGAGGGUGCUGUUUAUGACUAUGAGGACAAGAUUAACUUUGCAGUAUUCCCAUCACUCCAAGGUGGUCCUCACAACCACCAGAUUGCUGCCCUUGCUGUUGCCUUGAAACAAACCAUGACACCUGGAUUCAAGGCCUAUGCAAAGCAGGUCAAGUCCAAUGCUGUUGCCCUUGGAAACUAUCUCAUGAGCAAGGGAUACAAGAUGGUGACAGAUGGAACUGAGAACCACCUUGUUCUAUGGGAUCUCCGCCCUCUUGGGUUGACUGGAAACAAAGUCGAAAAGCUCUGUGACCUUUGUAACAUUACACUGAACAAGAAUGCAGUCUUUGGUGACAGCAGUGCAUUGUCUCCGGGUGGUGUCCGCAUUGGUGCUCCUGCGAUGACUUCAAGGGGUCUGGUUGAGAAGGACUUUGAGCAGAUUGCUGAUUUUCUCCACCAGGCCGUGACAAUCUGCCUGAACAUCCAAAAGCAGCAUGGCAAGCUGCUCAAGGACUUCUCUAAGGGCCUGGUGAACAACAAGGCCAUUGAGAACCUGAAGGUCGAGGUUGAGAAGUUUUCUACUUCCUUCGACAUGCCUGGCUUCACACUGGAGAGCAUGAAGUACAAGGAGUAGGAUGAUGCCUACGGUGUGGUGUGGUUGCAUGAGUACAAGAUGUAGGAUGAUGCAUACGGUGUGGUUGCAUGGUUGGCUCUGCUAAUCGUCAGUUUGCUCCGCGCUUCUAAGCCUUCUUCGGCACCAUGCAAUCCUGAUGUACUGCCCCUGGUGAUACGAUGUUUUUUUAUGAAUUUUGUUUGCUCGCUUUGGAUAGGUCCAUAGCCUCUCCCACCUAUUCCUGCUCCGUUUGCCGUCCACAUUGGAUAAUGUUUUGUUGUAGAAUUUGUUUGCUUGUAAUCAUGGAAUGGAGUAUUUGCCAAUAAUUUUUAUAGUGUAUUCAAGGGGGGCGGAGUGGAUUUUUAUUGGA
Molecule: messenger RNA, 1887 nt
Organism: Lolium rigidum
Lineage: Eukaryota; Viridiplantae; Streptophyta; Magnoliopsida; Poales; Poaceae
Product: serine hydroxymethyltransferase 4
Exons: 4
Coding region: 123-1538 (471 amino acids)
Biological process (GO): L-serine catabolic process; folic acid metabolic process; tetrahydrofolate interconversion
Cellular component (GO): cytoplasm
Molecular function (GO): serine binding; cobalt ion binding; glycine hydroxymethyltransferase activity
Source: RefSeq, a predicted model, not a curated record